This is a messenger RNA of Schistocerca americana (American grasshopper), 1464 nucleotides long. Its product is annotated as fatty acid-binding protein, muscle-like. Bases 711 to 1280 code for a protein of 189 amino acids. The record is from RefSeq and is a predicted model, not a curated record. NCBI's taxonomy places the organism in Eukaryota, Metazoa, Arthropoda, Insecta, Orthoptera, Acrididae. Gene Ontology annotation, cellular component: cytosol; nucleus. Gene Ontology annotation, biological process: fatty acid transport. Gene Ontology annotation, molecular function: fatty acid binding. The transcript is spliced from 2 exons.
GUCAUUCUGCAACAUCGAUGCUGCCUUCUGGCGUUGCUACUUUGUUAUGGGGAACUGCGUCGUCUGCAAACAGCUCCUAAAGAGCUACAGAUUCUUUCUACUAGAGCACACACUCCUUCAAAUACACCACAAGGAAAAGUCAAGAGCGGUGAAGUUUGCCGAUUUGGUGGCCACAGCACGUCACCUACACGAUAAAUGAGGCAUUCAGGGGAAAUGUUCCUCACAACAGAAACGGAUACUUUUGCACGGUGAGAUGUUGCAGCAUCUUGUCAAAAAUGAAACUCCUCGUGUUUAUCCGUCGUCUCCACGAUUCUGGCAGAAAAAUCGUGUUCUGCAAAUUUACGUAAUAUGGGGCGUUCACUGUUACUGUUAAGCCAGACUCCUAAAACAAAAAAAAAGGUCCAAUUACACCGUCGCACCACGCAGUCACACGUGAGGAAUGAAGAGAUGUUUCAAGAAGCAGAAAAGGCUUUUAAUGGCCCAAAAACAACAGCUGUUAACUGAUCAUUUAAGUGAAAAUACGCAUCAUAGACCAUAAAUAUUAUUGCAUUUGGGUCACCUUUGAAGAUCAAUUGCAUACAAACAACAAAGAGCUUUCAUUGUCUGAAGUCCCUGUCUUUGGUAUGCUGAGCCACCAGCAUUUUAUAUGGUUGGAAUUUUAAAUCCAAGAGUAACAUGUUUCUCAGAGACUCCAAGCUCAUCUGUAGACAAUGUCAAUAUUUCCAGGUGACCUCUCUCUUUCAUCAGUAUUUGAGAACUUCUUAAGGCUGUUUCGUGUUGUUAUAAAAGCUUUAUCCUAUCGUAUGAUCGUAUUGGAACUUGGAACUGUUCGAUUAAAAUGGUGUAAUAUCUGCUGUGUUGUGUGUUCGAUACGACGAUACCAUUCUCUUUCAGGCAUUGGCUUCUUGUCGCGGAAGAUCGGCAACAGUGUGCGUCCUGCCAUGAUCCUGACGAGGGCUGGAAACGAGUACACGAUGAUAUCGGCGACGGGCAUCUUCACGACGUCCAACACAUUCCGGCUGGGUGAAGAGAAGUGGGUGAAGACCGAGGACGGCCGGCGAGUCAUCCGUACCUGUACGCUAGAGGGCAACACUCUUACCUGGGUGGAGAGGGGGCACAAACUCGUCACUUACGUGUUCGAGUUCACUACAGAAGAGCUCAAGAUGACGAUUAUGGUGGACGACGUUGUUUGCACAAGGAUAUUUGAAGCCUUACGAGGCAUGGAAGUGGGGGCCUACGGUGCCACGCCGCACCACAUCCCUCAAGUCGACAAGAAGUGAGCGGUGCCUCGGUUUCCUAGGGACUGUACGCGCCAGAAACCACUUGCGUCGCUCAUUACACUGAUGGUCUUCGCAUUUUUGGAAAGUCUUCCAUGUCUUUCCGUCGUGAACCAAUGUUUCAUUGAAACUUUUGUCUAGUCAUAAUUUUAACUUUACUAUCUUAUAUAUUUAUAGUUUACUUGGU